AUUGCUUCACAGACUGAGAGUCAUGGCCUCUUCCUACAUAAACACCCUCACCUCCAACCUCUCUCCACUAGCAUACAGCUUCCUUUCAUCUCCAAUCCCAACAGCCCCUCUCCUGUCUUCACUUCUUCACAAUUCUGGUUUUUUCUCCUAUAUAUAUUUCCCCUACAUUCUCAUAUUUUCACUGGAAACAAACAGAGUUUCAAGAAAUUCGCUUUCAAGUAUUCUUUAUCUGUGUGCUUCUUUUGAUACCAGUAACGUUAACACAUUCUUUUGUUUGUAGCUGUAAGCCUGUACUCUACUAGCACAUGAACACCAUGAUCUCUUCACUAAAUCACUCGCAUUCCACUUUCACUUCUUCUGAUUUUCUACCCAGAAAUCGUUCAGCUCUUAAACCUCAAUUCUCUCCGCUUCCCAUUAUUCAGAAUUCACAGAAAGGCCAUAACUUUGUCUCUUCAUUGACUUCAGAGAAGCCGCUUCACAUUUCUUCAGUUGAGAAUUUAUCUUUCUCUGCAAAACCCCUACUGAAGAAGCCAGUGAUGGUUUGCAAUGCUUAUGAAGCUGAUGGGUCACGGCCAAUGGACAUUAACAUAGAGCUUCCGGACGAGCAGGCGGCACAGAAGAUCAAGAUUGGGAUAUAUUUCGCCACUUGGUGGGCUUUGAAUGUGGUGUUCAAUAUUUAUAACAAGAAGGUUUUGAAUGCUUUCCCGUAUCCUUGGCUCACUUCUACGCUCUCGCUUGCUUGUGGGUCUCUCAUGAUGAUGAUAUCUUGGGCAACGAGGGUUGCUGAUGCCCCAAAAACUGAUUUCGAGUUUUGGAAGACCCUGUUUCCUGUUGCUGUAGCUCAUACAAUUGGGCAUGUGGCUGCAACUGUGAGUAUGUCUAAAGUUGCAGUCUCAUUCACCCACAUCAUCAAGAGUGGCGAGCCUGCUUUCAGUGUUCUGGUGUCCAGGUUUCUAUUGGGGGAAACAUUCCCUGUGCCAGUUUACCUAUCACUUGCGCCAAUCAUUGGUGGCUGUGCUCUAGCAGCUGUCACUGAGCUCAACUUCAACAUGACUGGUUUUAUGGGAGCUAUGAUCUCGAAUUUGGCAUUCGUGUUUCGGAACAUAUUCUCAAAGAAGGGGAUGAAGGGGAACUCUGUUAGUGGGAUGAACUACUAUGCUUGUUUAUCUAUUUUGUCUCUGUUGAUCCUUACACCUUUUGCAAUUGCCAUGGAGGGUCCUCAAAUGUGGGCUGCUGGCUGGCAAAAUGCUCUUGCUCAAAUUGGACCCAAUUUUGUUUGGUGGGUGGCCGCGCAGAGUAUUUUCUAUCACCUUUAUAAUCAAGUUUCUUACAUGUCUCUUGAUCAAAUCUCUCCAUUGACAUUUAGCAUUGGAAACACAAUGAAACGUAUAUCCGUCAUAGUCUCCUCCAUCAUCAUCUUCCACACUCCUGUCCAACCUGUCAAUGCCCUUGGAGCUGCCAUCGCUAUCCUUGGCACAUUCCUGUAUUCACAGGCCAAGCAAUGAAGGAUCAAGAAUCCCAAAAUUUUGAUGUAAACAUUAGAUAAUGGAAGAGUUAGAAUGAAGAUGCUGAGUUUGGCUUUCAUUAAUGAUCUCUGAUGAUGGCCUUUAGACUAUCUAAGAGAAUCAACCUUGCUAAGAUAGUCAACAACAGUUUCUUUUUCAAGAUCUUUGUUAAUCUUCAGAGUAAUCUUAUAAAUGCCAGCCACGAAGUAGGUUCCAGUUCCUUUCUCUUGUAUAUUGCCUGGAUUGUCAAUAAAGAAAAUGUUUUGUUUCACAACUAUUAUAAAGCAAGCAAUUUCUUGACUGAUA
Manihot esculenta (cassava) is the source of this 1811-nucleotide messenger RNA. RefSeq names its product glucose-6-phosphate/phosphate translocator 2, chloroplastic. Gene Ontology annotation, cellular component: Golgi apparatus; membrane. Gene Ontology annotation, molecular function: triose-phosphate transmembrane transporter activity; antiporter activity; phosphoglycerate transmembrane transporter activity. The record is from RefSeq and is a predicted model, not a curated record. The coding region runs from base 306 to 1505 and encodes 399 amino acids. Gene Ontology annotation, biological process: transmembrane transport. The transcript has 5 exons. Lineage: Eukaryota; Viridiplantae; Streptophyta; Magnoliopsida; Malpighiales; Euphorbiaceae.